Lobosporangium transversale is the source of this 3737-nucleotide messenger RNA. RefSeq lists its product as hypothetical. The record is from RefSeq and is a predicted model, not a curated record. Bases 122 to 3613 code for a protein of 1163 amino acids. The transcript is spliced from 9 exons. Lineage: Eukaryota; Fungi; Mortierellomycota; Mortierellomycetes; Mortierellales; Mortierellaceae.
CUUAUUUCUCUUCUCUUUUUUCUUUCGUCAUUCCUCUUCUCUCCGUUCAUCCACCGCCUCUCUGCUUCUCAUCUCCCAUUCGUUCUUCCUUCGAAGCAAAACGAGGAUCCAUUCAUAACUCAUGGCAGCUUCUGCCCUAGCUGCUCGUAGUCCUGCUGUUUCUACAAAUAUUGGUCCCAGCAAGAUUAAGGCACCCGGUGACAAAGCUAUCACUAAACCUCAGAGUGCGUCUGCAAAAACGACUACCAGCUUGCGUUUGCCUACUCCUCCUAAAUCAACCACGCCAGCUGUAAAGCCAACUACAUCAGCUGUAAAGCCAACUGCAUCAGCUGUGAAGCCAACUGCAUUAGCUGUAAAGCCAACUGCAUCAACUGUAAAGCCAACCACACCGGCUGUAAAGCCAACUACACCAUCUGCAAAAUCAACCAUACCUAAACCACCAACUGCAACAUCAAAACCAGCAGCAACAGCCACUAAAGGAUCUCUAGCAUCUAAAACGACAGCUAUAAAAAGUCCGGGGUCAUUAAAUUCGAUGUCAAAAACUGCGACUACAGCUGCAAGCAUGAAGCCUACCGCUAAAACUGCUGCUACUAAUGCUGCUUCAAAGACGAUUGCAACUAAAUCAGGGGCAGCCCAAACGGUAAAGAAGCCGGCCACUCCCACCAGUCGACCAACCACAUCCACUCCUGCUCCCCGAUCUGCUGCUGCGCCCAAGCCGCCUUCAGCUUCAUCAAAAUCAUCCACUUCUGCUUCUAAAUUACCUGCCACCUCAGCAAAGUCCCCUCCUGCUGCUCCCAGAGUACCUCCAGGGUCCUCCAAAUCACCUGCAACAGCAUCGAAGCCGCUAACGAAAAUAACCCCAGCUACAAAGCCAACAGCUCUAACAUCAACUACUACGGGCGCAAAGAGGCCGACAGCAUCAUCACCUUCCACUGGUGCAAAGCCGAGUGUAGGCUCAGCUUCUACAGCAUCGCGCCGUACUCCAGCAACAGCUACAGCAAAGACGACAACACCCAUCAAGGCUAUGCCUGCGACGGCCGCAGGGUCUGCAGCUAAACCACCUGCUGGGGGACGUGCGCCUCUUAAUAUGACCCCUACAACCAUUCGUACCCCAGCACGUACAUCAUCAACUGCUUCGACUCUUAAAAAAGAGUCCGCUCCAGGAACCCUCAAGACAGCAGCUACGGCUACUAAGAAGUUAAGCGUUUCAGCUGGUCGUGGAGCCCCUUCGCCUGCUGGAAGUGCCCAACCCGUUAAAUCUACAGGCUUGGCUACAAAGUCUGCUACAGCAUUAGAGUUGAAGAAGACUAUCGCUAAUAUCAAGGUUAAGCUUGAUGAAGCCUCGACACGUCUACAGGCGAAAGAAGUUGAGCUUGCAGCUGUCCGUCAGCAGCUAGAGAGCGGGUUAUACUCGGACAAUUAUGCGGCGACAGAAACCGCCUCGAGCGAUGGAGGCGAGACGCUCGUACCUGAGAUUGAUCUUUCGAAACUGAUUUCCAAGGACAAGGAUGUUGUUAUGCCUGCCAUUAGUGCAAAGGAUAAGGUGGUGACGAAAAAGAAGCAUCAAAUCAGAACCCUCAGGGCGCGUAUUCAGCGGCUUCGUUUAGAACACGAGAAACGAGUCAAGGAGCUGGAGAAGGUUGAGACUGAAUGCAAAGCUGCAUAUGAAACUGAUGUUGUUGCUCUUCAGCAGAAACUUGCUGAUUCUACUCAGAAAUACAAUGAUGUGAUUGCUCUUCGUAAGAAGCUGGCAGACGCGAAGGCAUUGCAUGCUACCACUAUUGAGGAACUCAAUAGGAUUCACGAUGACAAGCUCCAUAGUCUAGAGUUGGAGUUGCAAGCGUUCAGACAAGAAAAGCCAAGUCGUGUAAGUCCCGAUGUAGGGAAAAACGCUCAAGAUAGAUAUCGCCAAGAUCUUGAGAGCAUUAAGAACGCCAACAGAAAGGAACUAUCGCAGCUUCUAAAGCAGCAUCAGGAUGAGAUUGAUGCGAUCAAAGCUCAAUUUGAAGAAGAAAAGAGGCAGCAAGUUCAGGAGCAUGAGGCUGAGGUGAAAGAGAGGCUUGAUUCAGAUCUAGAGCAAAUCAAGGCUUCGCAAGCUUCUCUCUUGGAUAGUCGUUUGGGUGCCGAGUCUGGAAUGGUCGAGGUGUUGGAACAGAGGCAUGCACGUACUAUGGAGGAUUUUAAGGCUAAGCUUCAAAAAGAUCAUCAGCACUAUCUAGGCUCACUCCGAAAUAAGCAUCAGAGUGAGAUCUCUAGAUUAGAAGCCAAGCAUACAGAGCAAUUGGCUGCGCUUGAGAGCAAGCUCAAGACAUUGCAAGAAAAGUAUGAGUCAGACCUGGCGAGUAUUCGUUCUAAAGCUGAAGCCCAAAUUAAGGAACUCAAGUUGCACCAUAGCAAUGAGAUUGCAAGGCGCAACGAGAAACAUGCAGCAGAGUUGGCGACUUGCGAGAUCACUGUUAAGGAGAAGGUCCAACGCGAGCUUGACUCGUAUAAAAACAAGUUUUCAACCUUCGUCGCUGAGACUCAGAAGACUCAAGACGAAUCGAUGAGAGAUCUAGAGGCUAGCUACGAAAUCCGGAUUGCAGAGCUUAUUGUAGAGCAUGAGAACCAUGUUCGCGAGCUGGAGAACGAAGCAAACGAGCAAGUCCAGCAAGAAAUUGAUCGAGUCGAAAUGGAAUUCGAUCUUGAUCGUGAACGCCUGGCACAAGAUCAGGCUAAAAAACUGCAACAGUUAAAGGUUGAGCAUGAUCUGGCUAUUGAGAAGUUAGAGGACCAGCUUUCCAGAGCUGAAGGGCGUGCUAAGGAGGCUAUUGAAGGGCUCAAAGAAGCAAGACGUAAGCAUGAGGGCGAAAUGAGUGAAAUCAAGGCCGAUGUACAGGCAGAGUUGAGUACGAUUCAAAUCUCAAUUGAAGCUAUGACUGCUUCUCAAGGCGAUAACAAGGAUGCAUCAGAGGCUCUACAAGCUGGGCAUGCUGCGAUUCUUCACGCUGAGAAAUCAGCUCACGAGUUGAAGCUCAGUGAAUUCUUGGCAAAGAAAGAGGCUGCGUGGAAGGCUAAGAAUGGAAGUUUGUUGAAGCAGGUCCAAGACAUACGUGAUCAACUUGAUAACGUUAGAGCUGAACGAGACAGAGCUCAUACAACUACUGAUGCUACAGAGACGCGUCUAAAGAAUGAACACUCUGUCGCAGAGGAGGGUCUUAAAAGAGGCUUUAACUCACGCCGAGAACAUUAUGAAGAAGCAACUCGUACUCAAUUGACUAGGAUGACCGAAGCCCACCAAGAGCAUGCCGAUGCACACAAGAACAAACUUACAGACCUCACUACAUCACAUCACCAAAAGCUGCAGGCACUGAAAGACGAGCAGGAAACACAGAUGAAGAAACGUGAACAAGAACAUACGGAACGUGUCUUGGCCUUACAACAAUCGCUUGAGGCUAAAAACAAAGUCGUUGCUGGAUUGAAUCAGAAUGCCUUUGGAGUCGCCCAGGCUGUUCAACAGGCCAUAGAGGAGUUAGCGCGAUUGAAGAAACAAAACGACGUCCUGAAAGCUGAAAAUGAACGAUUGGAUCAGGCACCCAAGCAGCUUCAAGCCUCCAAAUUAGUGCUCGCGUAAAGCAGAGCAUGGAGACAACGAUCAUUAAAAUACCCAUAGUAUCAUACCCCGUAUCCAUAGUCCAGUCUUUCACACAACUUAUUUUACACAUAUAGUAGCGUCUAUUUUCUAGUUAUAAAGCUGU